Messenger RNA from Fraxinus pennsylvanica, 720 nucleotides. NCBI's taxonomy places the organism in Eukaryota, Viridiplantae, Streptophyta, Magnoliopsida, Lamiales, Oleaceae. The record is from the annotation of a GenBank genome assembly.
AUGCUGGAAACCCGAGAAUGUACAUUUGUCUCCAUCAAUAACUCAGACAUUCUCACUGUGGAAGCAUUGGAAAAUCUGCUGGAAAUUAUCUUGUUGCUUCUUUAUGCAUCCGUGACAUUCUUGAACAAACGCCCUAAUUUCAGAUUUUGCAGCAAAGCCUUUCCACCCCAUACCAACAGCCGCUGUAAAUCAUGGAGAAGAAUUGCUAGACAAAAGAAGGCUGUGAAGAUCUUCCCUAGGCCUACAGCUGGACCUCUUCGUCCUAUUGUUCAUGGUCAGACCCUGAAGUACAAUAUGAAAGUCAGAGCUGGAAGGGGAUUUUCUCUUGAAGAACUCAAGGCUGCAGGAAUCCCAAAGAAAUAUGCACCAACCAUUGGCAUUGCAGUUGAUCAUCGCCGCAGGAACAGUUCCUUGGAGGGUUUCCAAACUAAUGUUCAGAGGCUGAAGACAUACAAAGCCAAAUUAGUUGUCUUCCCAAGACGCACUCGCAAAUUCAAGGCUGGUGAUUCUGCUCCUGAGGAGUUGGCAACCGCCACACAAGUACAAGGUCCUUACUUACCAAUUGUCCGUGAGAAGCCAGCUGUUGAACUUGUGAAGGUUACAGACGAAAUGAAGUCGUUCAAGGCAUAUGACAAGCUUCGUAUUGAACGAACAAAUAAGCGCCAUGUUGGUGUCAGGGCCAAGAGGGCUGCCGAGGCUGAGAAGGAAGAGAAGAAAUAG